AUGGCCGUCUCUAUUCCCCACUCUCUUAAGGAGAAGCUGCUUCGCAAUGAAGUGGCAUCCACGCUCAGCGUCAAGCUGGUCAAGUCAGUUGAGCUUCCCAUGAUGGCCAAGACAGCUGGCUUUGACGGAAUUCUCGUCGAUAUGGAGCAUUCGUCAUUCGAUCUCGAGACAACCUCCCAACUCUGCAUAGCCGCUCUUUAUGCUGGAAUUUCGCCCAUCGUCCGCGCACCCAGCAAGGAUCCUUUCUUCGUGUCGAGAAUCCUGGAUGGUGGCGCGCUUGGCGUCAUUGUACCGCAUAUUCGCAGCGUGCAGGACGCACGCGAUGUGGUAGCUGCCGCCAAGUUCCAGCCCAUCGGCACCCGCUCAUCUACCAACGGGCUGCCUCACUACCAGUUCCGGAGCAUUCCAGCCAAGGUCUCCAACCCUGUAACAAACGAUGCUACCCUCGUUAUACCAAUGAUUGAAACGCUCGAGGCACUGGAGCUGGUAGAUGAGAUUGCGGCAGUGGAAGGCGUUGACUCUCUUCUCAUUGGAACCAACGACCUGACGGCUGAGAUGGGCAUUCCAGGGGAGUACGACAACCCCAGGCUGACCGAAGCCUACGAGCGAACCAUUGCGGCCUGCAACAAGCACGGCAAGUGGGUUGGAGUUGGAGGCCUUCAUUCGCGCAUGGAUUUGGUGGAGAAGUUCUGCAAGAUGGGCGCGCGCUGGGUUAUGGCAGCCACUGAUGGUCCUUUACUCAUUGCGGGUGCGACGAAGAGAGCAUCUGAGAUGGCCAGCUUGAGCGCGAGAGCGACAGGUGCCAAGACAAAUGGUACUUCGUAG
Molecule: messenger RNA, 825 nt
Organism: Colletotrichum karsti
Lineage: Eukaryota; Fungi; Ascomycota; Sordariomycetes; Glomerellales; Glomerellaceae
Product: HpcH/HpaI aldolase
Exons: 1
Coding region: 1-825 (274 amino acids)
Cellular component (GO): cytoplasm
Molecular function (GO): aldehyde-lyase activity
Source: RefSeq, a predicted model, not a curated record